AGGGAUGGCAGUUGGAAGAUGACAGUUGACCAGAAUUCCUAUCCAUUGGUCAGGGGCAAAUACCAAGGACUCUGUAUGCUCAGUCACUCUGUGCGACUUCAUCAAGUCGGAGCCAAAGAAAUCUUGAAAGAUGGGAAUUCUAGCAAGAGUUGCCCUGGGACUUAUCAUCAUUGAUGCUGUAUUGGCUGCACCAACUACAGAGCUCUUUAACUAUGACUCAGAAGUGUAUGAUGCCAUCUUGGAGGACACAGGGACCUUUUAUAACUAUGAACACAUUCCUGACAACCAUGUAGAGACUGAGAAAGUGUCUGAGAGGCUUUCUGGGAACAGAGAGCUCCUGACCCCAGGCCCACAGCUAGGGGACAACCAGGAUGAAGACAAGGAUGAAGAAUCUACUCCCAGGCUGAUCGAUGGUUCUUCCCCACAGGAGCCAGAAUUCCCGGGGCUUCUGGGUCCACACACCAACGAAGACUUUCCAACUUGUCUUCUGUGUACUUGUAUAAGUACUACUGUAUACUGUGAUGACCAUGAGCUGGACGCCAUUCCUCCACUGCCCAAGAAGACUACAUAUUUCUAUUCACGUUUUAACAGAAUUAAAAAGAUCAACAAAAAUGACUUUGCAAGCUUAAAUGAUUUAAAAAGGAUCGAUCUGACAUCAAAUUUAAUAUCAGAGAUUGAUGAAGAUGCAUUCCGAAAGCUGCCUCGCCUCCAAGAGCUGGUUCUGCGUGACAAUAAGAUAAAGCAGCUUCCAGAAUUGCCAAACACUUUGACAUUUAUUGAUAUCAGCAGCAAUAGACUUGGAAGAAAAGGCAUUAAACAAGAAGCUUUUAAAGAUAUGUAUGAUCUCCACCAUCUCUAUAUCACUGAUAACAGCUUGGACCACAUCCCUCUACCACUCCCAGAAAGUCUGCGGGCUCUACACCUCCAGAAUAAUGACAUUCUGGAGAUGCAUGAAGAUACUUUCUGUAAUGUUAAAAAUUUAACCUAUGUUCGUAAGGCAUUAGAGGAUAUUCGACUGGAUGGAAACCCUAUCAACCUCAGCAGAACUCCUCAAGCCUACAUGUGUCUACCUCGUUUGCCCAUUGGAAGUUUUAUCUGAUGUUAGGAUGCUAGGCAAAUAUCAGAGUUGUGAUGUUUUCUGUAGCCAAGAGAAGCAGAUAUCUCUUCAGAAACAAACUCAGUAUAUUUGAGAUGCGUUUAAAAAGGAUAAACAAUAAGCUAAGGGUGUUACGAUAAAAUAAGAGUUCAAUAAUUUAAUUAAGCAUGAUUAGGUAUAAAUUAACAAAAUAUAUAGACAGUAAGUUAAAUGAAUAUGUAUUCCAACUAGUCAUCAAAUCUCAUCGAGAAUUGUAGGUGUUCAUGUCAAGUUAAAUAUGUAAGAAAUAAAAUAUUGGUAAUGAAUACUUUAGAUACAUUGCUAACAUGUAGACAUUUUAAUUAAACUUCUCUAGUCUUUAUUUUCACUCAUGUAUGUUUCCCGCCUGAUUCAGUUAAGAGCAGAAAAAAUAUUAAAUGUGUUUGAAAGAUAAAUGGUCUUGUGAAAAAGUAUUUCUUAUAAUCAUAGUAUGCAAAUAACUGUAUGUAAUAGCAGUACACAUUCCUUCAGUUUCUUAAUGACAUCUAUCAUCUAUAAGAACAUCAACUCAUUUUGCAAACUUGGUUAGUUGACAGCUACCUGUAUUCCUCUACAUACAAAAAAUGAAAUAUGAGAUAUAGAGCAUAUUAAAGAGGCUGUGAUCACUACACUUGGGAAAGCAAAGAAAAAAGUGUAAGGAGAGGGUGUCUUUUGAAAUCUCUUGAAAAAUGAAUAACUGUAAGUAAAUGGUUAAAAACUGACAGAAUACAAAGUUAUGCUUUCAUAUAUAAGACCCCAAGUUCAACACAGUGAUUUACUCUACAACUGUAUUGAAAAACCUUCCUCAGAAACAAAAGUAAAAACAAUUCCUCCUCUCACAGAAAUAUAUAUCUGACAAAUGUGUUACAUAAAACCAUUACAUAUCUAUAUACAUGAUCAUUUAUCUUCAAGUGCAAAAAUACUGAGUAUACUGAAACUUGCUUGUAUAAUUUCCAAACAUUCCCUGGGGACGUUUCCACAUGAGAGCAGCUGCUGGCAUUCUGAAGUCAUUCCAUUCCAUGGAAAUGUGAAUAUGGCCUUUACCAAAAACUGUCAGAAUUCCCAAUGUUUGAGAUUAAAUAACUUCAUAAACUUGAGAGUACCUCUAUGGAUAAUAUCAUAGAAAUAGGAUUCUGAGUAAAAUACCAUUUAAGUUUUU
Mus caroli (Ryukyu mouse) is the source of this 2273-nucleotide messenger RNA. RefSeq names its product epiphycan (gene Epyc). Gene Ontology annotation, cellular component: extracellular matrix. The record is from RefSeq and is a predicted model, not a curated record. Gene Ontology annotation, molecular function: protein binding. Gene Ontology annotation, biological process: bone development; articular cartilage development. NCBI's taxonomy places the organism in Eukaryota, Metazoa, Chordata, Mammalia, Rodentia, Muridae.